Molecule: messenger RNA, 357 nt
Organism: Penicillium macrosclerotiorum
Lineage: Eukaryota; Fungi; Ascomycota; Eurotiomycetes; Eurotiales; Aspergillaceae
Exons: 2
Coding region: 1-357 (118 amino acids)
Source: RefSeq, a predicted model, not a curated record
AUGGACAUGGCCGGCUUCACGAGGAAACAAGGUGGUCCAAGCGGUUCAUUCCGCGAUUUGUGUAUUGACUGUGGGACGUCGGCAAAGAUCGCCAAGGGACAGAUAAAAAUCAAAUCGGGCACCUGUCCAGUUCUCUAUACAGACAAGGGACUCCAAUUUGACGAUGGAAGCCAUGUGGAUGCUGAUGUGAUCAUUUUUGCGACUGGUUUCAAAUUCAACAUGCCAGUAAUUGUGCAGGAACAAUUUGGGCCUGACAUCGUGCGAAAGGCUAAUCGUCUCGAUACUGGAGGAGGCCAGCUCAAGCGCAAUUAUCUGCCAACGGGACGGAAGUACCAUCUGAACCUGCCCUCUGUUUAA